Molecule: messenger RNA, 3633 nt
Organism: Cercopithifilaria johnstoni
Lineage: Eukaryota; Metazoa; Nematoda; Chromadorea; Rhabditida; Onchocercidae
Source: the annotation of a GenBank genome assembly
AUGCUCCACUGUAAUCGUUGGAUAUAUUUUAUUCUUUUGAUUAAUAUAAUCGAGCCAAUUUAUUCACUAACGCCUGCAUGUCCAUCUGGUAGCUAUCCAAACAAUCUUAUACCAGUAUUGAUAUGGACAAAAUAUUCGAAUCAAACAAUAAAAAUUUACCAUAUUGGUAGCAAUGAGCUGAAACAGGAAAAUUUGACUAAUUCCAGUUCGGAUGAAAUAUUUCUAAAUAGUGGAAUUCCAACAGCUUGUCCGAAACAUUGUACAUUCAAACUAUUUACGGAUAUACGAUUCAUUGAUGGGGUUGUACUGCAUGAAGACAAUAAAGAACGAACACCAUUAUCACCUGAAUAUGUCGAUAUCAAUGGACCUAAAGAACUUUUUUGCGCUCGAUCAUUCGGAGAUUGUGGAGCUAAAGCACCAAUAUAUCGAUAUAAGAAUAGGAAUCAGUUGAUUAAUAGAUAUGCGUAUUCUUUUCGUGCAUAUGAAUUGAUCAAGGGUUAUAUUCGAGAAUUUGAUCCGAUCUGUUAUGGAUGGAAAGAUAGUAAUGAUAAUGAAAUCACUGGAGACAAAGAUUCAACAGAUUGCUCACCGAUUCAAAAUGUAUCAAAUGGACAAGUAAUUUAUAAGCUAUCAGAAGCAUUAGAAAAUUCGGAGACAAUAACGAUGGGAAGCUUUGCAACAAUAAGUUGUAACGAAGGCUAUAAACGAUCGAUGCAAAAUCAAGUAGUAUGUGUCACUGGUACAUGGUAUCCAACGGAUAAGCUUGGUGAAUGUAUACCAAUUUUCACCGAAAUAUCAAAAAGCUGCUCUCCAUUACCACCACAUGAAAAUGGUUAUAUUUUAUACAGUGAACAUGGUAAUAACAGCUUUCCCAGUGGUACUUCGGCUUAUUUAAUAUGCGCUGAUCACUACUAUUCCACUUUUAAUAGACAAGCUCAAUGUCAUCAUGGUAAAUGGUCUAUCUUGAAAGUUGGAACUUGCCAACCAAUUAGUAAUACUACUUGUCCAUCACUUACAGCAGUGCAAAAUGGCAAGAUUAAAUAUCUGAUGGGUAGUGAAACGAAUAUAACGAUUGGAACGAUUGCUGAACUAGAGUGUUAUGAUGGAUAUGUUGUUAAUGGUUCCGAUGUAUUGAUAUGUGAACUACAGGGAUGGUCACCUGUUUCAUUUCUUGGAAGUUGUCAAAAGGAUAUCAAACGGAAUGAUCAAAAGGAAAAACGACAGUGUUUUUUCCAGAAGAGACCAUGCUUCACUGGUCAUCCAAUCAUUUCGAAUGGCCAGUUAACUUACUCGAAUGAACCAAAUUCGUUUGGAGCUUAUCCGUCCGAGACUGUUGCCGUUAUACGUUGCAAUACCGGUUACACUAUUUAUGGUGCGCUUUUGUCGACAUGCGAAGAUUCCAUUUGGAAACCACCAAACUUGGGAGUUUGUAUUCUUCCAUCAGCAAUUGCAUCAGUUCCACCUCGAAAUCCAUGCCUGUUUGGACUAAUAAGUCCACUAGGCGGUAUCAUUGUCUACAGUAAAGGUGGUGCAUUGGGUCCAUUUCCGUCUGGGACCUUAGCUACAUUGGAAUGCGCACACGGUAUUUCCUAUGGACCAUCGUUAUCAGCAUGUGACAAUGGUUCAUGGAUUCCUCCUGAAAUUGGUUUAUGUUCAUUGCCAUAUUUUGAAAAUUCCUCAGGUUCCGUUCUUGAAUUAGCUAGUUGUUUGAAUGAUUAUCCUGCACCAGAAAAUGGUAUCGUUGUAUAUUCAAAUAACGCCAUUCGACCAUAUCCGACAUUAACUAGAGCUAACAUACGGUGUAAUUCCGGAUAUAUACCAAUAGGUUCAAUGAUUGCUAUCUGUCAGAAUGGAAUAUGGUAUCCGCCGAUACCAACACAAUGUAUCCAGUUUGAUAGAACGUUUGCUAAAAGAUUGAAUAAUGCAAUAUUGAGCGCUGCGUUAGUUUCACCGCCACCAGGUGUUACCGUAGUAGGUAGCUGUGUUACUGAUAUAACACCGCCAACGAAUGGAUACAUUAGCUAUAGCAAUGGUUCGAGCAAGAGACCGUUUUCACCAGGAACCGUAGCAACCAUAAAUUGUGAUCAUGGCUUCAAGCCAGUCGGUACUACAUCAUUAACCUGUUUAAAUGGAAUUUGGUCACCUUUGGUAUUGGGACAAUGUGUUGAUAAUAGAUCAAGACUUUUCGGUGUACCUCUUGCUAGUACAAUAAGUGUAGCUAAAAUAGGACAAUGUCCUGCACUUCCAACACCCAUUAAUGGUCGAAUAUCAUAUUCGAAUGGUUCAGAAGUGGGACUAUUUCCUACCGGUACCACUGCUACCGUCAUUUGCAAUCCAAAUUAUGUCCCUCUUGGUUUAUCAUCUGCUGUCUGUAUCAAUGGUGUUUUUACGCCACUACUUUUAGUGCAGUGUGUACCGGAACCCGGAAAUGUUGAAAGUCUAUUAAAAGUUGAAGAGUUGCCUUGCGCACCCAUACCGAAACAGCUCAAUGGAGAUGUAACAUAUUCAGACAUUACCGCAACCGUAUAUGCUUCCAGAACAACGGCUAAUUUAAUAUGUAAUCUUGGUUUCGUUCCAGUUGGUCCGGUGGAAACAACCUGUAAGAAUGGACAAUGGCAACCAGUUUUAGGAUUCUGUCAGCAAGGCAUAAUUGGUUCAGAAAUACGUCAAAUUCCCAUUUCAAAACAAUGUCUGUUUGAGUUGCCUGCUAUAGCAAAUGGACAAAUCCGAUAUUCUACCGGAAAUAUACUACCACCGUAUGAGAGUGGAACAACAGCAACAUUAAUUUGCAAUAGUGGUAGUACACCAAUUGGAAGAAAAUUAUCAAUUUGCAUCAGAGGAUCAUGGAAUCCUGUGAUGUUAGGCCAAUGUCCAGUGAAUGAUAAUAGCAAAAAUCUUCUAAUCACUGGAUUGAAACAAGCUGCAUUACUACUGUUCGACUGUCCUGCUUCACCACCUGUUUCUAAUGGAAAGGUGUACUACAGUAAAAUGAAUAAAAAUAAUAAAUAUGCAAUCAAUAUAGUGGCAAAUUUGAUUUGUGAUGAUGGUUAUCAAGUAUUGGGACGAUCAACAUCCUAUUGUCAAGGUGGCAUUUGGUCACCUUGGCCUGGUGUAGGUAGUUGUCAACCUUCUGCACCAGAACAACAACAGUAUACCGUAAAUAGAGUUAAACCAGUGGAUGCAUGUUCUGAAAUAACCAUUGCAUUUGGAAAUGGAAUGAUAAUAUAUGAAAGUAAUGAUAAUAUGAAGUGGUAUAAUAAUGGUGCUAGCGCAAAAUUGCAAUGUAACACUGGCUACGAAAUUAAUGGUAAGCAAGUUACAUACUGUCGGAAUGGCCUUUGGUUACCAUCGAUUGGAAAUUGUCAACAUGGAGUUGGCAUUAAAACUGAUGUUUCCUGUGAACCAAUCAAUUCUCCAUUAAAUGGAAAGGUUUAUUAUAUUUACACUGAUUAUAUAAAAGAUUAUCAAAUGGGUACAAAAGCGAUAUUAAACUGUAAUAAAGGAUAUCGGGCACAAGGUGAAACAAUAUUGAUAUGUAAUGAGAAUGUAUGGAAACCAAAUGACGGUUUUGGAAUUUGCAUUCCUGCAGGUGAUAGUUCCGCAACAACUCGUAAUAAUAGCAAUUAUUUGUGA